AACCACCAUGCAGGGGGACACGACGUCCGCCCUCAUAUACACACCACACACACAGGAAGACAGAAACUGGUGCUACGAAGAAAACCGAGCAGUCAGCCGUGGCCACUCAUUUGCGGAAGAGCCUCCCAGCCGGAGCAGCCCGUGGCGUGUGUGACGGCACAACCGGAGCGCUCGCCCGUCCAGGAAUGGCCGCAGGGGCGUUCUCGCGCUCUGCAUGGAAGCAAACAACCACACACAGACCCAUGCACCGACCCACCCACGGCUGAAGGUCGGUUCCUGACAUCGCACUUACCUCUGUUGGCCCACGAAGUGACCUGCUCCACAAAGCCGAGGUUGGGGUCCACAGCAUGACGCACCUUACGCACCUGCAGACACCAAAGAGCACGUUGUCAUGUGAAUGGAUCCAUGGCGGCACUUACAUACUCACCUCCUCGACUGCCUCGUCGUAGCUCAUGCCCUCCACGCGCAUGAGGUAUGCGAUGACGAGCGUGGCUGACCGAGAAAUGCCGGCCUUGCAGUGGACCAGCACACUGCCCCCAUUGUCCAGCGCCCCCUGGAUCCAUGCAACGGUGCUCUCCAGCACCGACUCGUCCAACACCUGAGUGCCCUUGUCCUAACACACACACAGACAGACACACAGGCACACAGGCACACAGACACCUAUAAUGCAUGCUGUCGUGUGUGUGUUCGUGUGCGUGUGUCAGUAUUGUUUACCCUGAGGUCGAGUGUGUGGUACUGUAUGCGCAUAUUGGGGUCGUUCUCGAACACGUUUGGACACUCCACAGCAGCGUUCACCACAUGAGAUAUGCCGUGACUCAGCAACAUCUGCACGGCCAGCCGAAAGGACACAGAGAGGCGCAGCACAGCACGCCAUGGCAAGUCGGUCAGCUGGCAACCAGUGUCUUGCUCUCACCGAUUUGUCCUUUGCAACUUCCUCAGAUGAAAUGUACAGGCGGUCGCGAACUCUGGCACAGUCAUAUUUGGUCUCUUCCCUCUUCCUCCGAACGUCCGCGCGACUCGAGUCAGGAGCCUCUGAAGAUGCCAACAGACAACAGCCACCAGAAUAUAGCAGAAAGCAGAUGCCCUGUGGUGACCUUCCUCAGUCCCCUUACCGGCCGCGUCAGUGACCGUUUCGCUGACAUCGAUAGUGAGUGACCGCAUUGGUUUCUUGAUGCGCCUGGCCGCCCAUCCCCCUGCCGCUGCUGCGGCAUUCGCACCAGUGCGAGACGAGGAGCAUGCCGCUCCGGGAGGAGGGCCAGCCUGCAGCAUGCACACAACACACAGUCAUCCGAGAUUGGCCCGCUCACUCGUUUGUGCGUGUUGAGGGCCGCCCGUCACCUGUGACUCUUCGGGUAUGGUCAGGACCUGAUCGAGGCUCAGCGUGGAUGAGUGGCCGAAGGACGGAGGCCUUCCGUCGUUGGACGAGGGCAUCCCCAGGCGGGAGUCACGCGAUGAGUACCGGACGACGACUGCAUCCCGCUGAGCUGGACUGCUGAUGCCAUCCUCCGCCAUCCUUCUUCCCUGGUCGGCGAGAGGUCCAAUCGCGCAAGCCCGAG
Molecule: messenger RNA, 1556 nt
Organism: Vitrella brassicaformis
Lineage: Eukaryota; Vitrellaceae
Source: the annotation of a GenBank genome assembly